AUGCCACCGAAGGCUGCGGCAGCGGGCAAAAAAGCUGAACUAAAGAAGAAAGAAAAAAUAAUUGAGGACAAGACGUUCGGUUUGAAAAACAAGAAAGGUGCAAAAACACAAAAGUUUGUUCAGCAAAUCACUAAUCAGGUGAAACAUGCUAAUCAGAGUCAGGCAAAACUCGAAGCAGAAAAAGCAGCUGCCAAAAAAAAGCGUGAAAUGGACGACCUGAAAGAUCUGAACCGACUUCUCAAACCUGUGGCCGAAAUGCCGAAAGUUGGUAAAGAUGUCGAUCCAAAAUCCGUGGUAUGCUUGUUCUUCAAGCAAGGAAUGUGCCACAAGGGGAACAAGUGCAAGUUCAGUCAUGAUUUAUCAGUUGAGCAGAAAACGGCCAAAAGGAAUUUGUAUGUGGAUAGACGAGAUUUGACGAAAGAAGACGAGAAUAUGGACGACUGGGAUGAAAAUAAACUGAGUGAAGUGGCAGAGAAGAAGCACGGUGAAAAGGAUAGAAAAAGGCCAAAUCAAACGGAUAUCGUAUGUAAGUAUUUUAUCGAAGCGGUUGAAAACAGUAAAUAUGGAUGGUUCUGGGAAUGCCCGAAUGGUGAUGGCUGUAUCUAUAGGCAUGCCCUCCCACCUGGUUAUAGAGCCGCCCUCAACGCUCGAAAGCUCACAAAAAUCACGCUUCAGUCAUUUGUUGAAUGGAAAAAACGUAAACUGCGUGAACGAAAGCAUAAAUUUGCUGAAGCGGAGAAGGAAAAAAAGAAAAAUUUCAAAAUUGGAAAAUCGGUUGGUCUGAGCGGUCGAGAUUUGUUUACGUUCAAUCCGGAUUUGAUACAAGAUGAUGAUGAUGACGCUGAGGGUGGUGUUGCAUAUGAGCGCGACUUGGGUAGUGUUCAGGAGGAUGAGGAUGGGGUGAAAGCAUUUGAGAUUGAUGAGCGUACCUUCUAUGCAUUCGAUGACGAGGGUCAUAUGUUUGAUGAUGACUUGGAGGAAGAAAAUGAUGAGAAUGAAGAUAUUCAAAAGAUUGGUGCAAGUAAUGAGUUGAAUGGAGCGAAUGAAAUGACGAAUAGAUCGUCGAAAGAGAUCAAAUUUAAUGAAGAGUUAUUCGAUGGUGAUGAAGACAUUCCUGAUAUUGAGAGUUCCGACGAGGAGACCCAUGAUGAGCAUAAUUUGAUCGCAAAUAAAAUUGCGAAUUUGAAUGUUGCUUGA
This is a messenger RNA of Anisakis simplex (herring worm), 1197 nucleotides long. The record is from the annotation of a GenBank genome assembly. Lineage: Eukaryota; Metazoa; Nematoda; Chromadorea; Rhabditida; Anisakidae.